CACGUACAGUGGCAAAGGUACCCUUAAUUUGGAGCCUCGUAAUACGUCAAGAAGAAAUUGUGUUCCCGGAAUUACGCUUGGAAAAUAAAGUUUUAAUCCAUCAUGUCUAUCAAGUUGUACAGCUCACAAGGUCUGAGCCAGGAGUUUGCGGAUUCAAACAAGAACCUGAAGGGAGAUGGUGCUGAAUUCACAAGAGCCGUGGUUACCUCAGGAACUUGGAUCCUCUACACUCAUGCAAACUACAACGACAAUGAAUUUGGUGCUGGUCCAUCUAACCACAAGGUUCUCCAGCCUGGAGCAGAUGUAAACAUCUCAUGUGUGAAUGGCUCCAUGUAUCUCCUUGAGGACCAAGUGGAAGGAAUUAUUCUGUUCGAGCACAGUAACUACGGUGGAGAAAGGAAGUGGUUUGAAGAAAGCUGCUCAGAUGUGAACCCCUAUUUCCCAAGCGGGACAGCCGGUGGAGUUUCCUCUGACAUCGUGUUGUCCGAGAACCAAAACUUUGCCAUCUUCACCAAACCCAACUAUCAGGGUCUGCAACAGCAACUGGAUGGAGGCAAGUGGUGUGUAAAUCCGGGCGCGAUGAGUUUCCCUAACGACCGACUUCAGAGCUUCCGCAAGAAAUGAGAUGACCAGUCUGACCACCUUAUUGCUUGCAUUUCGUAGCAAAUACAUUUUUUUUGUCUAUUUGCCUGUUUGUUCUGUUUGUUUUGUUUUGUUUUUUUUUUUUUUUGUCUAAGCCUCGUUGCUAAUUUUGAUUGAUGAAGAUUUUUGUUAAACAAGAUUUUGUCAAUGUAACUUUGUACUUGAAGUCAAAAGAUACCAUACAAAUAAAUGAAGCUUGUUGCUGAAGGCUAA
Stylophora pistillata is the source of this 855-nucleotide messenger RNA. RefSeq lists its product as uncharacterized. The record is from RefSeq and is a predicted model, not a curated record. Lineage: Eukaryota; Metazoa; Cnidaria; Anthozoa; Scleractinia; Pocilloporidae.